ACCUCUACGUACCACGGAUGAAUGAAGGAGUGGGGGCAAGUCAAAUUAUACGAGAGGUGUUGAUUACCUAGAAUUUUUAGUGUUUUCUUCUCCGUUAACUGAGUAAUCUUGUAGUUUUUGAAAUUUGUGCGGAGGUGCAAGCCAUUCAUCAAUUCUUCGUGGCACCUUAGGGUGAUAUACCUUCCACAAUGCCUCUCGAAUGGCUAUUUGGUCGUCGCUUGACGCCAGAGGAGAUGUUGCGUCAAAACCAACGGGCUCUAAAUAGAGCUAUGAGAGAUUUGGACAGAGAGAAGGCUAAAAUGGAGCAGCAAGAGAAAAAGAUUAUUAUGGACAUCAAAAAGAUGGCUAAGGAUGGGCAAAUGGACUCUGUCAAGAUAAUGGCCAAGGAUUUAGUUCGCACCAGAAAAUAUGUUAAGAAAUUCAUGUUAAUGAAAGCCAAUAUCCAAGGAGUCUCCUUAAAAAUCCAGACACUUCGUUCUCAAAAUUCUAUGGCUGAAGCUAUGAAAGGUGUCACAAAAGCCAUGCAAAAUAUGAACAGGCAGAUGAAUCUACCUCAAAUCCAACGCAUUCUCCAAGAAUUUGAGAAGCAAUCUGAAAUCAUGGACAUGAAAGAAGAAAUUAUGAAUGAAGCAAUGGAUGAUGCAAUGGAAGAUGAUGGCGAUGAGGAGGAAACAGAUGCUGUGGUGUCACAAGUUUUGGAUGAGCUGGGUCUUCAGUUAACAGAUCAGCUGUCUGGACUUCCUGAAGCAUCGGGUUCAUUGGCUGCUUCAUCCUCCAAAACACCUGCAGCUGCUGCAGCGGCUGCUGCUGGAGGUGGUGGUGGAGGUGGUGGUAGUGGAACACCAACAAUGUCUGAUGCUGAUGCCGACCUGCAGGCUAGACUUGAUAAUUUGCGUAGAGAAUAAGCUUUAUACUUUGCUGAAAUUAACUUAAAAUUGAACCUUGGUUGAUACCAUCAUUUUGCACUGACAAGAUUUUUAAAUGAUACAAUUAUUUUGUUUGGCUCUUUUCAUUUGUACCUUGUACAGAUGUUAGUGUCAGCUGUACUGUGACCAAGUUGGUGACUGUUUAUACUAGCCAAUGUUUUGUUUUUUUAUUUAUCUGUAACUACCUACACUUCUUUUGCUUUUUAAGAUAUUUUAAUCAUAAUGGUAUUAAUGUUUAAUCAUAAAUGUGUAGCAAACUCAAUUAUAAUUUCAGCCAAUGAGCACAUAAUUUGAUAAUUAUGUAUGUUACCUUAGAUUGACAUUGUUUGUCUGUAAAUUACGGUGGUCAUGAGACUUUUGAAACUAGUAAUACCUAUUCUCAUGUCUUAUUUGAGAUUAAGUCAAGCCUGGGUAAUCAUAAAGAGUAUGGUAGGGUCACAGAAACAAAAUUUCUCUCAAACUGUACCAUGUUUUCGGUACUACCAAACACCACAAAUGUGUUGUGCUGUCACAGCCAUUAAUUUCGUUGCUACAUAAUUAUAUUUUCAUCUUUCAUGCUGUAUGUGCUGUUUAAGAUGUGCAAUUCUACUUUUUUAGAUUUUGCACAUUUAUUUGGAAGUUGAACCAAUAUCUAUCAAAAAGAAAUGUAUAUUGUAAGAUUUAUGCCACACUCAAUAAUCUUUAAAUCUACAGUAGACAAAUUAUUUUUUUCUAAACUUCAUCUGUUUUAUAUGGUCCUUCCAAAGUCGCUGUGAUAAGUUUGCCUUGUUGGAAUUUUUUGUUGUGUUAUUCUGCUUAAAAAUUAAGGUGGAAACCCUUUUGUUCGAGGUACAGAUAAACAUAUUAUCUUUUUCACA
Frankliniella occidentalis (western flower thrips) is the source of this 1783-nucleotide messenger RNA. RefSeq names its product charged multivesicular body protein 2a (gene Vps2). The transcript is spliced from 5 exons. The coding region runs from base 189 to 905 and encodes 238 amino acids. NCBI's taxonomy places the organism in Eukaryota, Metazoa, Arthropoda, Insecta, Thysanoptera, Thripidae. Gene Ontology annotation, cellular component: ESCRT III complex; multivesicular body. The record is from RefSeq and is a predicted model, not a curated record. Gene Ontology annotation, biological process: endosome transport via multivesicular body sorting pathway; late endosome to vacuole transport; protein transport.